CGUACAGAGCUCGCUCCCCCCCCCAUUUGUUGUAAUAAUAAUACCAGUAGUUGCAGUUGUUGUAGCCUCCGCCUCCGCCUCCGCCUCCUCCUCGUCGCCGCCGUCGAGACCGAGAAGAAGAAGAGAGAGAAACACAUAACGCACAUACUUUCUAGUGAGAGAAAGCUACACGCCGAAGGGAAGGGAGGAGAAAAGAUAGAGAGAGAGAGGCAGGGACGUUUUCGCCUUGGCGGGAUUCGGUGUCUCCGUCCCCACUCAUGCCCUAAAAUGUGGAGGAUAACGUGCGCCGUCCUUCUCCCCAAAUGCGCUUCUGAGAUGGAAAGCUUAGGUCAUAGUCCUGCUUGAGAUCACUGGUUGAGUGUUAGUGGCAGAUACAUAUAUUUCUCUUUCAGGCGUUGAAAUGGGCGGUAAUACUGAGGAAGUUAAUACUGAGAUUUUCCAGAGGCUUCAAUCAUCUUUUGGGAAGUCACAGCCUUCAGCAAUCUCCAACCAACAAUCCGGAUCAAUGAGCCAACUUGACAUUCCCCAGCUCAAUUCUUCCCAAUUUCAGGCUCAAAUGCGGCAGUUCUCUCCGAAUUUCUGUGCUGAAAACACAGGUAAAAGGGCUGGCAUCCCGCCUUCUCAUCCUCAAAUGCCCCCAAUCUCACCUUAUUCGCAGAUCCAGCAGGCAUCGCGUCCCUCAAAUCCACAAAUGGGUGUCCAAAAUUUCAACACUUCGAGCUCGGGACCUUCUCAUUCUCGAUCUUUAUCACAACCCUCAUUUUUCUCCCUUGAUUCAUUGCCACCCUUAAGCCCUUUGCCAUUUAGGGAAUCCCAUGUUUCUGACCACAUGUCUAACGAUGUAUCAAUGGGGGAGCGCGAUGCCAAUUCACAUUCUUUAUUGCCCCCCUCUCCUUUCACAAAGUCUAAUUCAUUGCGUGCAGCUGGGGAUGGUCAUAGUCUUCCUCCUCGUAAGUCACACAGACGGUCCAACAGUGAUAUACCUUUUGGGUUCUCCAAUAUAAUGCAAUCUUCGCCCCCACUUGUCCCCUUUGAUAGGUCACUGGCACUGCCCCCAAAAGAGAAUCUUGGUGGCAAGCCUGUGCAGUUGGUUAAACGGGAGACUAGUGGCAGCGAGAGCAACGGUGAAGGGAUGGGGGAGAGAAAAUCUGAAGGAGAAGUUGUUGAUGACCUUUUUUCUGCAUAUAUGAAUUUGGACACCAUAGACGCAUUGAACUCUUCAGGUGCUGAUGAGAAGCUGGGUAGUGAAAACCAUGAAGAUUUAGACAGUAGGGCCAGCGGUACAAAGACAAAUGGGGCUGAUAGCAGUGAUAAUGAAGCUACAAGCAGUGUGAAUGAAAGUGGAAAUAGUAUGCACAUAUCGGGAGUACCUUCUUCUUCAACUGAAAAGAGGGAGGGGGUUAAAAGGAAUGCAGUAGGAGACAUUGCACCAACAACCAGACAUUAUAGGAGUGUUUCCAUGGACAGUUUUAUGGGAAAUCUAAACUUCUCUGAUGUCUCACCGAAAUUGCCCCCAUCACCGGGGAAUCACCCUGGGAAUCUCUCACCCACCAAUUCACUUGAUUCAAAUUCAAACACAUUUAGUUUGGAGUUCGGGAAUGGUGAGUUUAGUGGUGCUGAACUGAAGAAGAUCAUGGCUAAUGAGAAACUGGCUGAGAUUGCUUUAACAGAUCCAAAACGUGCCAAAAGAAUUUUGGCAAACCGUCAAUCCGCUGCUCGUUCAAAGGAGCGCAAGAUGAGAUACAUUGCAGAGUUGGAACACAAGGUGCAAACAUUGCAGACUGAAGCUACCACAUUGUCUGCUCAACUAACACUUCUGCAGAGAGACUCUGCUGGGCUAACAAACCAAAAUAAUGAAUUAAAGUUUCGUUUGCAAGCAAUGGAACAACAAGCUCAACUACGUGAUGCCUUAAAUGAAGCUUUGAGUGCUGAAGUACAACGCUUAAAGAUUGCCACGGCAGAUCUGAACGGAGAUCAUACCAAGUUCCAACAGCUUUCAUUAAAUCCUCAGAUGUUUCAGUCUCAGUCGGCUGCUGCUGCUCGACUAAACAUGCAUCAGCAGUUGCACCAACAACAAUCGUCUCAGACCCAACAACCUCAGCAUCAGCAGCAUCACAACAACACUGCAACAUCAAAGCAUGACACAAAUCAAUAGCCUUUUGACGUACGGUACCCCCCCCCCCUCCAAAUUUGUCUCUGCUCUUUAUUUAUCCUCAAUUCCUUCAUUAGUUCUGCGUUUGCAGGAAAUAUGUCGAGGCACAACUCCUUUUUUACUUGUACACUCUUUGAAUGCUUAUUAGUUUCUUACUUAUAUCACACACACAUAUAUAUAUAUCGGCCUUAUUCUUAGGAGUAU
Molecule: messenger RNA, 2356 nt
Organism: Cuscuta campestris
Lineage: Eukaryota; Viridiplantae; Streptophyta; Magnoliopsida; Solanales; Convolvulaceae
Source: the annotation of a GenBank genome assembly